Molecule: messenger RNA, 405 nt
Organism: Ylistrum balloti
Lineage: Eukaryota; Metazoa; Mollusca; Bivalvia; Pectinida; Pectinidae
Exons: 1
Coding region: 1-405 (134 amino acids)
Source: RefSeq, a predicted model, not a curated record
AUGACGCCAGUGUCCAUUGUUGAUGGGGAUGGUAACAUGACGUCAGUAGUCAUGGUUGAUGGGGACGGUAAUAUGACGUCAGUGUCCAUUGUUGAUGGGGACGGUAACAUGACGUUAGUGUCCAUGGUUGAUGGGAACGGUAACAUGACGUCAGUGUUCAUAGAUGAUGGGGACGGUAACAUGACGUCAGUGUCCAUAGAUGAUGGGGACGGUAACAUGAAGUCAGUGUCCGUGGUUGAUGGGGACGGUAAAAAGGCGUCAGUGUCCAUGUUUGAUGGGGAUUGUAAAAUGACGUCAGUGUCCAUGGUUAAUGGGGACGGUAACAUGAAGUCAGUGUCCGUGGUUGAUGGGGACGGUAACAUGACGUCAAUGUCCAUGUUUGAUGGGGAUUGUAAAAUGACGUAA